This is a messenger RNA of Astyanax mexicanus (Mexican tetra), 2362 nucleotides long. RefSeq names its product cyclic GMP-AMP synthase a (gene cgasa). Lineage: Eukaryota; Metazoa; Chordata; Actinopteri; Characiformes; Acestrorhamphidae. Gene Ontology annotation, molecular function: chromatin binding; 2',3'-cyclic GMP-AMP synthase activity; double-stranded DNA binding. The coding region runs from base 149 to 1612 and encodes 487 amino acids. Gene Ontology annotation, biological process: activation of innate immune response; positive regulation of type I interferon production; DNA damage response. The transcript has 5 exons. The record is from RefSeq and is a predicted model, not a curated record. Gene Ontology annotation, cellular component: nucleus; site of double-strand break; cytosol.
GAAGCGUGCAAAGAGACACCUGUCGAGACUUAUCGUAAGUAAGAAGUGAAAAGGGUGGUGCAGGGAAAGCCCAGGCUGGGUUAGCCUCUUCUGACGUCAAGAAGCUUUAUAAGCGCUCGGCGGGAGAACCAAGGUCCUUUUACGCACAAUGAGUGGAAGAAGCAGACCAAAGAGCACAGAGGAGACUCCAGGCAAGACUCGGGGAGCCACAGGUCCGGGGUCCACUCGGAGGAAACCCUCUGGGAAGGGCGAGGAGAAGAGAGAUGGAAGCUCAAAAGCUGCAGCACCACCAAUGGAUAGGGAUAAGGACAGGGACAGGGCAGGAGGCAGAGGGGGACGCACCGCGACGGUUCCCCGGGGCGCGCCCAGCCCCACUCCCGCCAAAACUCCGCUCAACAGCAAGCCUCCCCCAGCAGCCGCCCCGCGAACAGCAGCGAGAGGUGCAGAAGACAAGAAUACUCCCAGAAACCCACCCAGCAGUACCACCAGCAUCGACUACAACCCGGACAGGGUCCUCCGAGACACUCUCGAAAAGUUAAAAAUCAAGAAAACCGAGAGAAACGAGGCAACGAGGUGCGUAAACGAGAUCCAGAAGGAAAUCGCCAAACACCUGAAAGAGAGUUUAGACUGGUGCAAAGAAAUCCAGGAGCUCAAGACCGGGAGCCACGUCGAAAACGUUAAAAUCUGCGAGUCUGAUGAGUUCGAUGUAAUGCUGGUCAUUUCUGUGGACAGAGUGGACAUUCAACCUUUUAGAGGGGACGGUGCCUUCUACAGUGUGGCACUGAAGCGCAACUCGUGUAAAUCUUUGGACAAAUUUCUCAACAAAGACAAAAUCAUCGAGGCCAGUAAAAUGCUCACAGAGUUCCGGAAGAAAGUGAAGGAAUGUGUGCCCAAGCUGACUUCCAAAUAUAACAUUACAGUGGAGGGUAAAAAGCCAGGCUGUCCCGCUGUGACCCUGCAGGUGAAGGGAAAGGACGGCAGGAUCAUCUCUUUGGACUUUGUGCUGGGGCUGGAGGUGCACAGCUCAAGCUGGCCAGCCAUCACAAAGGAUGGGUUCAAGAUCGACAACUGGCUUGGCAGAAAAGUAAAAACAGAUCUAAAGCGCAAGCCCUUUUAUUUGGUGCCCAAAUAUGAGGGCAAAGGAACCACAGAGUGCGAUGGUGUUAAAGCUAAAGACGCAUGGCGCAUCUCCUUUUCACAUGUGGAGAAAGAAGUCCUGAAAAACCACGGCCACUCCAAGACCUGCUGCGAGGGCCGGCCCAGUUGCUGCAGGAAGCAGUGUCUGAAGCUUCUGAAGUAUCUGGUGCAGGGGCUGAAGGAGCAUCACCCAAAGGAGGCAGGCAAACUAUGCUCCUACCAUGCCAAGACCACACUGCUCCAUGCCUGCGCAGAACGGGUGGAAGAUAGCGAGUGGGAAAUCAGUCAGCUCAGUCACUGCUUCCAGCAGGUCCUCUCUGACUUUGAAAAUUAUUUAAGAAAACAGGAUUUGCCCAACUUCUUUAUCCCCUCACAUAAUCUACUGAAGUCAGCAGGCCUGGACAAGAAAACCUGUAACUUCCUGGCAGACGAAAUCGAGUUCCAGCGAAACAAUUGUUUUCCUGUGUUCCGCUGAGCUGUUUUGUUACUAUUUGUUUGUAAAACACUUAUUAGAAAUUUUGCAUGUUUUUGCAUUUAUUUAAAAUAAAAUAUUCAAAAUUGUUUUGUUUCUUAAAUUGACAAUAGCUUAGAGUUCUGAUUCGAUUUUCACACUACUACUGACAAAUAAUUGUUAGAUGCUUCACUACAAAAAUAAUUUGAUUUACAAUAAAUUUAUUCACAGCUGGAUUUGCAUACCUUUUCUAUGCAAGACAUUUUAAAAAUGCCAUUUGAACAAUAAUUUGUCAAUAGAAGUUAAACAAAUUCACUACACAUUAUGAUUAUUUGAAAAUUAAGUUGGUGUGGUACCGUACAUUGUCAAGUCCUUCAGUUUAGAUGGAAAUUAAUUUAAUUUAUUUGAAUAUCACAUCAAGUUUUACAGCUACAAUAAUGUACUCAUCUCAGGUGUGAAUAUAAUAAACAACAGUAAACUGAACAUGCAAAGUCGAAUAGAUCUGCAUUUUAAAACAAAACAACAAAAACUCAACACUGCUGACAAGCAGGACUGUCCUCUUUCUAAUACAAACAAAAUAAAACAUUUUAAUUGACAAUGAACACAACUAGUGCUGAAAUAAAAUGAAAUAAUGCAGACGUAGAGUAUGUAUUUUCUAUGUAUAGUAAUGUGAAUAUUAUGAUGUAGAGAAUGUUUUCUUCAUGGUCUGAGAACUGUUCAAACCUUGUGUAAACAUUUUAUUCAUUCUUAUUCAAUAAACCAAUUAAAAUUUGA